AAAUAUUACAAAAAAAUCCCCCUUUGUCAUGCCUUCAUUACGGCUUCCUGUGUUCCCAGCUGAAGUGAGGACUUUCUCCAGCUGUUGCUAGCCCCCUAAGACACCCCUACACUGCCAAUGUCAAUGCCUGAGCCAGGGACUCCAGGGGCUGGUGACCUUCGAGGAGGUGGCUGUGUAUUUCACCAGAGAAGAGUAGGCUCUGCUGGACCCUGCUCAGAGAGACCUCUACAGAGACAUCAUGCAGGAGAACUAUGAGAAUGUGACCUCUUUGGCAGGGUCUGCAAUUUCCAAAGCUGACAUGUCCCAUGUGGAACGAGGAAAAGAGUCGUGGGUCCCAGAUCUCCAGGGAUCUGAGGAAAGAGAGAUCCUGAGAAGUGUCUUCACAGGUGAUGGGAUAAUGGAUAAGAACGUGGAGCAGAGUCCUCACCAGAAAGAUGCUGAGCAAGUGGAAGUGCGUGGAGCAUCAUCACGAAGAUCCAAAGGGAAUGUGCCCAGGAGUCAUGAGCAGGGUAAAGCCUGUGACAGGCAGCACAGGCCAGGGAGGCAGCAGGGAAACAAACCACAGGAGAAAGUUGGUAAAUCCAUUAAUUGUCAGGGAACUCAAAAGGACGUCAAGGAAACUACUACUCAGCAGAGAAUCCUCAAGGGGAAGAGAAAAAAUACAUGCAGUGAGUGUGGGAAAAACUUCAGUUACCGCUCAGGCCUUAUUAGACAUGAGAUAAUCCACACAAAAGAGAGACCCCAUGAGUGCUGUGAGUGUGGAAAAAGCUUCAAUCAGACCUCAGCCCUUAUUAGACAUCAGCGAAUACACAGAGGAGAGAGACCAUACAAAUGCCAUGAGUGUGGGAAAAACUUCCCUGACAGCUCAACCCUUAUUAAACAUCAGAGAAUCCACACUGGAGAGAGACCUUAUGUAUGCUGUGAGUGUGGGAAAAGCUUCACUCAGAGCUCAGCCCUUAUUACACAUAAGAGAAUCCACACUGGGGAAAGACACUAUAAAUGCUGUGAGUGUGGGAAAAGUUUCACUCAGCGCUCUGCCCUUAUUACACAUCAGAGACUUCACACUGGGGAAAGACCCUAUGAAUGUUAUGAGUGUGGGAAAAACUUCACUGACAGCUCAGCCCUUAUUAAACAUCAGAGAAUCCACACAAAGGAGAGACCCUAUGAGUGCUGCAAGUGCAGGAAGAGCUUUACUCAGAGCUCAGACCUUACUACGCAUCAGAGAAUCCACACAGGAGAGAGGCCCUAUGAGUGCUGCGAGUGUGGGAAAAGCUUUACUCAGAGCUCAGACCUUACUACACAUCAGAGAAUCCACACUGGGGAAAGCCCUUAUGAAUGCUGUGAGUGUGGGAAAGGCUUCACGCAGAGCUCAGCCCUUAUUACACAUCAGAGAAUCCACACGGGAGAGAGACCCUAUGAAUGUUGUGAGUGUGGGAAAAAAUUCACUGACUGCUCAGCCCUUCUUAAACAUAAGAGAAUCCACACCGGGGAAAGACCCUAUGAAUGCUCUGAAUGCAGAAAAAACUUCACUCAGAGCUCAGCUCUUGUUACACAUAAGAGACUUCACACAGGAGAGAGACCCUAUGUAUGCGCUGAGUGUGGGAAAAACUUCACUCGGAGCUCCGCUCUUAUCUAUCAUCAGAGAAUCCGUAAGGGAGACAAAGACCAUAAAAACCUUGUCUAGGGAUGUUGAAAGAUUUUUUUUUUUUUAGUUAAUACUUUUGCUAAUUCCCACAGUGAUCUUUAAGGCUGUUUGCAUGAUUUGCUUCACCAUCAUCUCUCAACUCCCCCAGGUGAGUUGCCCACUUUUGCCUUUUGCCGUUCAUGCUUCUAUGGGGUGGAUUCUGUGGUCCUUUCUAUCAUCUCCAUUGUCCUAUGAGUCAUGGAAAUGUCUGUCCUUUACCAGAAAUGUGUAUCAGCCCCAGGUGGAGGAGAUAGGAGUGACCUUAUGUAGCUACAUUGGGAUAGAAUCUACCUGGGCCUCAUCACUGUGGAGUUAGUGAGAAUUAGCGAUCAUGAUGUAAAUACACAACAAUUUUUUCAGUAAACAAAUAGCCCAUGUAUAGUGGCCAGAGAUAUCUAGCAUGUUUCCUCAUGACCUGCCCUAAACUCCAUCACUUUUCUUAGUCUAAACUAACCUGGAGCAUCUCAAUUAUACUGUUCCUCCCACUGCAAAGUUACUCUUAGAGUCACCAAGUUCCCCUCUGGGGACAGAUUCUCUCAGUUGCAGUUGGUCUCAAGUGGCCUUGUGUUGCGCAAAGCAGCAGUUAUUCUUUGUACCGUUAUUCUCAUUUAAAAUAUAUUUGAAUAUAAUAAAGAGCAGAAACAUGGGCACACAUACACACAAGUGUCAUUUCAACCUCUAUGACAGUGAAAGGAUAAAGGGUGACUCAGAGGGAGUCCCUGCUUCCCCAUCACCCCAGAAAGUUUACCUCGGUCUGAGCCAUGCACAUUUUAUCUUCUUCAUAUUCUACCCCUCUACCUCCCAAAAAAAAAGCAAUAUUUUCAGCUCUCUGUGCUUGGGAAUGCUGCUUUGAUUUAAAUCAGACUCAUGGGGGCAGGAGAUGAAAGUGUCACAGAUACAGAAGGGGAAUUCAAAUGGGUCCCAAACACAGUGUGAUCAUUCAGAUCAUUUUAAUCCCAGUUUCCAUCUAUUGACAAAGCAACUUAUGGGAAGGUUGGCUGUGGGUCCCCCCUCCCCAUUAUGAUGAUGCUAAAAACUUUUGUAAAUAACACAAUUCAAGAACGAGACCGAGCUGAGUGAAGCAGGUUUAAAUGGACCAGUGGAGAAUGGGAUGGGAGAAUCUCUUGUCCUGAUUCUCAGUCAUCAGAAGUAACCUGCUUUGGAAUUUCACUUCACCUGAAAAUUAAGGUGUCUUGUACCUCUCUCUGAUCUGGGUUUUCCAUCUUUCCUGGAGGUUGUUUGGUCAUAUAGCUGGAUAUUAAUUUUGUUUCACAGAAUGUAUCUCAGAUUUAUUGGGGACUUUGAGACAAAUUAUCAUUUGCUAAUGUCAUCAUGUCUUAAUUGCAUUUUGCUUGCUCCUUGCCUUUCUUGACAUGGAGAAAGUUCAGCUGCAGUUCAGUCAACUGGAGAGGACUCUCCAAUCUACUGGACAUGCUAACAAAGAAAUAGUUGUGUUUUUAAAUCUCCACUCAGAAAUGGUGACCAACAGCAUGCUCCAAACUCUGCUACUAAAAACUGAAGUAACUGCCUGCGAUCACAGUGUUGUUCAGGUGGUUAGGUCAAUAUUGUCUCAAAUGAUCCACCGUAAGUGACUUGUGAUGAGGCAAAAUGUCCAUGUUUUUGUUUCCCAAAGAAUAUGUGAUCCUGGCCCUACAGGAAAUUACUCCUGAAGAUAUCCCCUAGCUAAUCCUAUAUUCUGUGAAAUGCUACUCUUAAUGAUACAGAUGUGGAGAAACAGAUACAAUGUUUUUUGUAAGUGAAUCAAAUGUGUUUAAACUAAAUUCAGGAUUGAAUGUGAGAUACUGCAGGGAAUAACUAUUUUCAAAUAGAAACUCCAUCUCUGGUUGUUUACAGGGAGUCUGACCCAGACCUGUAUCUAGUUUCUAAUUUAGACUAGCGCCACCAAAUUAAAGAACUAAACUGGGUAUGUUUGGGGAACCCGUUCCUCACUUACAUGCUGACAUUCUGCAAGGUUUGGUAAAGGAUUCUCCACUGGAGAAGUGCAAAUUUACCCUAACCAAGACCAAGGAUUUGGCAAGAACUUGAGUAGAAAUAGUAGGCACAUAGUUGUUGGUUUUCACCCCUGAAAAGGAAGCUGUGGUGAACUAUGGCCCAGGUAAAACUGUUUUUGAAAUACCACUCCCUAGUUCAGUAGCACGGAUUACAGUCCCAAAGGAUGCCAUGGUUAGAUUGGGAAAAAUUGUCCUUUGCUAUUUCUAUCCAAAGUUUCAUGAGGCAAAGACAGAGAGUCCUUCAUAGGACGUUCCUUCCCCAUGGAUCCCAAACUGGCUGCCUGAGUGGGUAACAAGAACUUUCAGGCUGUAGAAAUGAUGGUGACCGGUCAGGCAAUGAAUGUGUUGGGCUCCAAUUUCAGAUCACAGGAUACACGAAUGUUGAAUCCUGAUUCUAUGGUUUUGUGUCUGACACUGUGGCUACACAAUAAAGCUGAUGUUGGCACAGCUGCACCAAUGUAGCUGCGCUGCUGUAGCACUGUUAUUACAGGCGCUCUAAGCCAACUGGAGAGAUCUCUGUUCGAACUUGAUUAAUCCAGCCCCCGCAAGUGGCAGUGGCUAUAUUGGCAGGAGAAGCUCUCCCACUGAUAUAGCGCAAUCUACACAGGGUGGUGUACGUAUGUUGCUCACCGGUGUGGAUUUGUCACACCCCUGAGUAACGUAGUUAUACUGAUAAAUGUCUUCAGUGUAGACCAGAUGUUAGUUUUCUCUUGUGUUUUGUGCAUUAACAUCAUUUCUCCUCUACCUCCUCCUACUUUUAAAGAUUAAAAAGUGUGAAAAGAAGAGAGAGGUGUUUUUCCUCAUGAUGCAAACAUUCCCACAUAGGAGACCCCUUCCACCAACACACAUGGCAGAAGAUCCAGAGAUAUAUGAACUCACCGAAGUGGGAGGCACCUGCAUUGGGACAAACCACACCUUGACCUAACGGUUCAGUUGUUAGCAAUGGAGAUUAAAAGAAAACUAACAGAUAUGACAAGAAUUUGUGAUCUUUGAAUAUGUUAUUGUUACCAAUGAAAAUUAAAAUUAUAGGUGAAGUUAUUGGUUAAAGAGU
Molecule: messenger RNA, 4747 nt
Organism: Dermochelys coriacea (leatherback sea turtle)
Lineage: Eukaryota; Metazoa; Chordata; Testudines; Dermochelyidae
Product: zinc finger protein 436-like
Exons: 4
Coding region: 239-1684 (481 amino acids)
Biological process (GO): regulation of DNA-templated transcription
Source: RefSeq, a predicted model, not a curated record